Paramecium sonneborni is the source of this 821-nucleotide messenger RNA. The record is from the annotation of a GenBank genome assembly. NCBI's taxonomy places the organism in Eukaryota, Ciliophora, Oligohymenophorea, Peniculida, Parameciidae.
AUGACAUCAAUAGAGUAGCUUUCCAAAGCAGAGAAUCCAUAAUUAAUGUAAUAAGAUGAUUAUUUAACUCCAUCUCAUGAGUCUGAUUCUUCAGACUCUUCUUAUGAUUUUGCUUAAGAUUUAAACUAAAAGCCUUCAUAAAAGAGAACUCCCGAAGAAGAGAAAGAACUUCUUUAUAAAUAUAGAGGUAUGUUUAAAAAUAUAAAUCAAUAGGAAAACAUGGUCUUAAAUAUGCAAAAAUAUCAAAUGAAUAACGAUAGAGAUUAAUUAAAUAAGUGACAACAACAGGUUGUACUAUAAAAAGUGCAGCUAAAGAAUUAAACAUCAAUUUUUCAACUGCUAAGGCAAUUAUGCAGAUUUAUAGAAAAGAGGGCCGAACAUAAAAGAAAUUCAAAAGAGAGAACAAGAAAAUGCUGAAUACAAAGUCAGAAACUCUCAACCUAAGUAUUUAGAAAAUUUUAAAUUUUUUAGCCACUUCUGAUAAACCAAAUUAUGGUGAAUAACGACAGAUAAAAAUUGAUGCUGUUUAAGAUAAUUUAGAUACAAAUCUUUAUCAAUAAGCAGAAGAGACUAAUAGGAGUUAGGCUCUAUUGAUUUAAUAAUUGAAUACAUAAGUAAAUAAACUUAAAUUAAAAAUUUUAGAAUUUAUUAUUAUCAGACCGAGUACAGUAAUUACAAUAAGAAAAAUAAUAAUUAACUUAAAAUUACUCCUAUUUAUCUUAUUAAUGUAACCAAUUAUAGUAGAUGGUAUUAAUUCUUAAAUCUAUUCUUAGAUAUAAUAAAUUGUGCCUUCAUAUUAUUGGCCUUGUUCUGGAUUAUGA